Messenger RNA from Xylaria bambusicola, 2139 nucleotides. RefSeq names its product glutamate-5-semialdehyde dehydrogenase. Gene Ontology annotation, molecular function: glutamate-5-semialdehyde dehydrogenase (NADP+) activity; NADP binding. The record is from RefSeq and is a predicted model, not a curated record. Bases 453 to 1802 code for a protein of 449 amino acids. Lineage: Eukaryota; Fungi; Ascomycota; Sordariomycetes; Xylariales; Xylariaceae. The transcript is spliced from 3 exons.
GUAGGUAGUCUUCAGUUGGUUAAAAUGGUGGGAAGCCAAAUAAGAGCUGGGACUUCAGUGAGUGGUCUUGUCUUCUCAGGGCGCGAGCACUACGGUAGCAUCCACUAGCGACUGACCGUGAGCGCAAUAAACGGCCUCCGUACGUUGGCCGCCUAUUACAGCUCAGAAUUGAUCCGAAUUAAUCAAUUUGUAUGUACAUUUAUGAAUAUGAAGACUGAGUUUCACACAUCUCUCUCUUUCUUGUGAGUUAAGUUUGCCCACGCUGGACCGGUUACAUUUUUGUGGUUUAGUAUCUCGCAUCCCGCGCUCUGGGCCCUUCGUAUCUCGUUUGACUCAGGCUGAUCUGGUCCGGCUCCGGUCGCCUCCCGACUCAUCCAAUAAAGAGUCUUCAAUAGCUCAGCUACCACUCCAUUCUAGUCGGACAACCAAAUUGAACCUGCAGUAAAGAUAAAAUGUCGUUGACGAGUGCAUCACCGGCAGAGGCCGCGAGUGAGGCCAAGAGCGCAUCACAUAUCCUAGCGACACUCCCCGCUGCAGCGAGAAAUGAAGCAUUGACGGCUAUCCACUCAGCGCUAUCGGAGGCCAAGGACGACAUCCUCGCCGCCAAUGCGCGGGACCUGGAGGCUGCGCGACGGGCUGCUGAAAAUGGUCAGUUGAGCCAGAGCUUGGUGUCCCGAUUAGAUCUGGGGAAGAAGGGCAAGUGGGAGGAUAUGCUGAAGGGAAUCCUGGAUGUGCGCGAGCUUGAAGACCCUGUCGGUAAAAUAACCCUGAGGACGAAGCUCGACGAUGGUCUGGAAAUGACACGGGUUACGUGUCCCAUUGGCGUAUUGCUUAUUAUUUUCGAAGCCCGUCCCGAGGUCAUUGCCAACAUCGCAUCUCUUGCCGUCAAGUCAGGUAAUGCAGCAAUCCUGAAAGGAGGAAAAGAGUCGACAGAGUCUUUCGUGGCUAUAUCUAAAGUCAUCUCUUCAGCAUUAGAGAAGUCCCAGGUUCCCAACAAUGCCAUCCAGCUAGUCACUACUAGAGAUGUUAUUCCCCAGCUUCUGGAUCUUGACCAAUACAUCGACCUUGUCAUUCCACGAGGCUCGAAUGAAUUAGUUCGCUACAUCAAAUCCAACACCAAGAUCCCCGUGCUCGGCCAUGCCGAUGGUCUAUGCUCCAUAUUCCUCGAGCAAUCCGCGGACCCCAAGAUGGCCGCUGAAGUCAUCGUCGACUCUAAGACGAGCUACCCGGCUGCCUGCAACAGCCUGGAAACUCUUCUCGUCCAGCAGUCUGCGAUUGAAACUCACCUUCCCUCCGUGGCCGACGCCUUGAUAGCAAAGGGGGUAGUACUCCGCUGCGACAAAGCAACAAAAGAACUUCUCGCUAGCAAGUUGUCGCCCGAGUCUUCUUCCAAAUUGGAAGAUGCGACGGCCGCGGACUUUGACACAGAAUUCCUCAGCCUGACGUUAGCAGUGAAGGCCGUCACAGGCCUAGACGAGGCAAUAGCACACAUCAACACUCACGGCUCCAAGCACACAGAUGUGAUCCUGACAUCGUCUUCAGAGCUCGCGGAGAAAUUUAUGUCAAGCGUAGAUGCAGCCGGUGUCUACUGGAACGCAUCGACGCGAUUCGCCGAUGGCAUGCGGUAUGGUUUCGGCACCGAGGUCGGCAUCAGUACCAACAAGAUCCACUCUAGGGGCCCCGUCGGCUUAGAGGGUUUGAUGAUUUAUAAGUACAAGAUACGCGGCCAGGGUCACAUCACCGCUGUAUACGGAGAGGGUGAGGGGAAGAAGAGCUUCAAGCACGAGAAGCUCCCGCUAUAGACCGCGACUCAAUGACAUACUCUCCGCAUUCAUUGAUCUAAAAUGCAUGCUAGAUGUUUAGAGAAAAGGAAAACUAAAAGAGACGUCACUGGAAUUAAGAGUUAGCAGUGUUGUAUAUAGCACGAUGAAGAACACAGCAAUAUGUCACAUUACAUAUCAAAUUCCCAUUCCUCGUCGAUUCCUUGCUUUUCGACCUGACGUUUUAAUUCGUCAUACUUGACCAGGCUUGGUGGUGAAAUUCAAUGACCAACUUUACCUGAAUAUAUCUUCAUUUAUGCCUUCCCAGGCCUGAAGAGUUAGAUCUACCAUAGACUUUCAACGCCAACCCUCUUAUACA